Messenger RNA from Nicrophorus vespilloides, 2932 nucleotides. RefSeq names its product nuclear hormone receptor FTZ-F1 (gene ftz-f1). The coding region runs from base 227 to 2038 and encodes 603 amino acids. NCBI's taxonomy places the organism in Eukaryota, Metazoa, Arthropoda, Insecta, Coleoptera, Silphidae. Gene Ontology annotation, molecular function: RNA polymerase II cis-regulatory region sequence-specific DNA binding; zinc ion binding; nuclear receptor activity. Gene Ontology annotation, biological process: hormone-mediated signaling pathway; tissue development; regulation of transcription by RNA polymerase II. The transcript has 6 exons. Gene Ontology annotation, cellular component: RNA polymerase II transcription regulator complex. The record is from RefSeq and is a predicted model, not a curated record.
AUUUGAUUCGUGGCGUAGUGCUCAUGUCUGUGUCUGAUGCAAAGUGUAAGCGAAGUGGCCUACAGACCUACAUUUAUGAUACGCUCGGUUUUAAUGUUCGGGGGCGAAGAAAGCGGGUAAUUGGGGUUGUUCGGGGUGCAAUCGAAGGUCAGGGCUUCGGGUCGCCUGUGUGCGUGUCCGACGGGGGUCAUCAUUUCGUUUUAAGUGCGUUAAAUCGGGGUAAACAAUGCAUCAAGAAGCGACAAGUAUGAGCGUACAACAGGGCACCGUUGCCGCGUCUACUAGCACCCAGACGACGACGACGGUGGCGGCUGAGGAUACUGUUAUGGUGGUCCACCAGAAUGGUGGUGGAGGUGGUGGCGAAGGAAGCGGUGACGAUGGCGGUGGCGUCGGACUCGAUGUCACCGUCUCCAAUGCCACCACCCAGACCCCUGUCACCAUGGCCCUCGAAGAAGUUAAUUUAGAAAUCACCGAUGACAACGACAACGUUGACUUGGAAGUGCCUUUUACUAAUAAUGCUGCCGAAGGGAGUGGAGGCCUGUCCAGUGUAGACAUGGGCACCAACUACCAAAUCUCUGGGCCGGCGACCACCAUCACCACCUCCGCAUCGGACCCUCUUGACACCAAAGACGGUAUCGAGGAGCUGUGCCCUGUCUGCGGAGACAAAGUCUCCGGUUACCAUUACGGAUUACUAACGUGCGAGUCCUGCAAGGGCUUCUUCAAGAGGACGGUGCAGAACAAGAAAGUUUACACGUGCGUCGCCGAACGGAGCUGUCAUAUCGACAAGACUCAGAGGAAGAGGUGUCCCUUUUGCCGAUUCCAGAAGUGCCUAGAAGUUGGCAUGAAACUCGAAGCCGUGAGGGCGGAUAGGAUGAGAGGUGGAAGGAAUAAAUUCGGACCAAUGUACAAGAGGGACAGGGCGAGGAAACUGCAGAUGAUGAGGCAGAGACAGCUAGCUGCACAGACACUCAGAGGCGGCAUUGGUGAUAUGUAUCAGUCGAGUCAGUCGAGCUCGUCGCCGUUCGGCAACAUCCACAUCAAGCAGGAGAUCCAAAUACCGCAGGUAUCUUCGUUGACGUCAUCACCUGAUUCUUCUCCAAGUCCUAUUGCCGUCGCCCUGGGUCAGGUCUCCUCGAAUACCCUCUCGCAGGCCGUCUCCAAUCAGCAACCCGCCCUUCAGAUCGUCGGAGUGCAGGGCACACCCUCUAUGAUGAUGGCUGACAACAAGCUGUGGGCCAACUCGACGACGACUUCCCCGCAUUCUCUAAGUCCGAAGACGUUCCAAUUUGAUACGGUGGUACCUCCGAGCGCGAGUGUUCCUACCUCUAGCAAAAUGUCGCCUUUGAUAAGAGACUUUGUGGAAGCCAUCGACGAUCGCGAGUGGCAGAACUCCCUCUAUGGACUCCUCCAGAGCCAAACAUACAACCAGUGUGAAGUGGACCUUUUUGAACUUAUGUGCAAAGUGCUGGACCAAAACUUAUUCUCUCAAGUGGACUGGGCGCGUAAUUCCAUCUUCUUCAAAGAUCUCAAGGUUGAUGACCAGAUGAAGUUGCUGCAACACUCCUGGUCCGAUAUGCUUGUUCUGGAUCACAUACACCAGCGGAUGCACAACAAUCUGCCCGAUGAAACGACGCUGCACAACGGCCAGAAGUUCGAUCUGCUCAACCUAGGCCUGCUGGGUGUCCCGACGCUCAUCGACCAUUUCAACGACAUCACCGCAAAAUUGCAAGAACUUAAAUUCGAUAUCAGCGAUUACAUAUGCAUCAAAUUUCUGCUUUUACUUAAUCCAGAUGUGCGGGGUAUCACAAAUAGGAAACACGUACAGGAUGGUUUCGAACAAGUACAACAGGCUUUACUUGAAUACACUGUCACGUGUUACUCCAAUAUUCAGGAUAAAUUCAAUAAAAUGUUACAAAUCCUUCCGGAGCUCCACAGUUUGGCAGCAAGGGGCGAAGAGCACCUUUACCUCAAGCACUGCAACGGCAGCGCUCCCACGCAGACGCUCCUGAUGGAGAUGCUUCACGCCAAGCGGAAAUAAUAAGAGGAGGAGGAUGCGGUUGAUGAUGCGUAGGAUGAUGAUCUGAGCGACGAGAAGAAGCGCAGAAAUCACCCGAGCACCAUCACCCCAUCGACAUUUGUUUUUGUAUAAACUCACCAUCACAGAAGAAGAAGACAGGACCUCACUUUAACAAGCAAAAGAAGGAAAUAUAAAUUCAACUCUGAAGUUACUGCAGAACAGCAAAAAACAAACAAACAAAUAUUUAAAAGUAUAUUGAGAAAAAAAAAACUAGUGGAGAGACUAAAGCGAGACAGACACAACACAAAACAACAAAUAGAGUUAUAUGUAUAUGAUAGAGAACCCGACCUCCCUUCGUUCACUACGAACGAAAGGGAGAUGAUGAGGAAAAGAAUGUGUUACCAUAAUUAUUUUAUAAUUUUAGAUUUACUAAAUGAAUUCUGUGCAAUAUACAGGCUUGUAUAACCAAUACUAUACACACACACGAACACACCACACACACAACACUUACAAAGUUAUUUGUAAAUAUUUGAUUUUGAGAUAUAUAUAUAAAAAAAAGAAUGUAAUAACUAAAACGAGGACGAGACAAAUACUAUACAAGUGUGGAGCAGAAGAAAAACGGUUCCUCGCGAGGAAAAUCUCUUUAUUAUAUGAUAUAUUAUAUAUAUAUAAAAUAGUUGUUGACAUUGAUGCCUUCAUGAAGUACAAAGAGAAGAGAAUGUUAUUGUAUUGAUUUUUCUCGUUUCGUUUUCAUUAUUUUUUUUUUGGUUUGGAUGCAAGUGAGUGAACGCUAGAUGACUUUUCUUGGUUUUCCUGAUGAAAUGCAUGCGGUGCGCGUUACUCGAUUUAUAUUUUUUUAUGAAAAGGCAAAGCAAACGAAACUUAUUUACCAUAAACCGUCUGAGGGCGUGCACC